AUGGAUCCUUUUAACUUUAACUCUAACUCUCCCGGGUUGGUUAACCUACUAGUCUCUCAGAGCAGUCAAACAAUAGACUUAGGGUGUUCUGAGGUUCCUAAACCGGCGUCAAAGCGAAAGUGGACAACCAAAGAAGACGUUGUCUUGAUCAGUGCUUGGUUGAACACCAUCAAGGAUCCAAUCGUGAGUAACGAGCAGAAGGCAGGCACGUUUUGGAAGCGCAUAGAGGAGUAUGUCAAUGCUAGUCCUCUGCUCAUUGGCUCCAUUCCUAGGGAGUGGAGUCAAUGUAAGCAGAGGUGGGGAAGGGUUAAUGAGCAGGUCUGCAAGUUUGUUGGAAGCCAUGAAGCCGCGCUGAAGGAGCAAGCGAGUGGGCAAAAUGAGAAUGAUGUCAUGAAGGCUGCCCAUGACAUCUUCUUUAACGACUAUCUUGUCAAGUUCAGUAUGGAACAUUGUUGGAGGGAGCUUAGGUUUGAUCAAAAAUGGAGAUCACACUCAUUCUCGAAAGAUGGUGCAAAGGAGAAAAGGAAGGAACCGGCGGAGGAGGUUCCUGCGGACCAAGAUUAG
Messenger RNA from Brassica napus (rape), 564 nucleotides. Its product is annotated as glutathione S-transferase T3-like. The transcript has a single exon. Lineage: Eukaryota; Viridiplantae; Streptophyta; Magnoliopsida; Brassicales; Brassicaceae. Bases 1 to 564 code for a protein of 187 amino acids. The record is from RefSeq and is a predicted model, not a curated record.